Apodemus sylvaticus (European woodmouse) is the source of this 1356-nucleotide messenger RNA. RefSeq names its product POU class 3 homeobox 1 (gene Pou3f1). NCBI's taxonomy places the organism in Eukaryota, Metazoa, Chordata, Mammalia, Rodentia, Muridae. Bases 1 to 1356 code for a protein of 451 amino acids. The transcript has a single exon. Gene Ontology annotation, biological process: regulation of transcription by RNA polymerase II; brain development. The record is from RefSeq and is a predicted model, not a curated record. Gene Ontology annotation, cellular component: nucleus. Gene Ontology annotation, molecular function: DNA-binding transcription factor activity, RNA polymerase II-specific; RNA polymerase II cis-regulatory region sequence-specific DNA binding.
AUGGCCACCACCGCGCAGUAUCUGCCGCGGGGCCCCGGCGGCGGAGCCGGGGGCACCGGGCCGCUCAUGCAUCCCGAUGCCGCCGCGGCGGCGGCAGCGGCAGCGGCGGCCGAGCGGCUGCACGCGGGGGCCGCGUACCGCGAAGUGCAGAAGCUGAUGCACCACGAGUGGCUGGGCGCGGGCGCGGGCCACCCCGUGGGCCUAGCGCACCCUCAAUGGCUACCCACGGGAGGAGGCGGCGGCGGCGACUGGGCUGGCGGCCCGCACCUGGAACACGGCAAGGCAGGCGGUGGCGGUACCGGCCGAGCUGACGACGGCGGCGGCGGUGGCGGUUUCCAUGCCCGCUUGGUGCACCAAGGGGCGGCCCACGCGGGCGCGGCAUGGGCACAAGGCAGCACAGCGCACCACUUGGGCCCCGCCAUGUCGCCGUCGCCCGGGGCCGGCGGGGGUCACCAGCCCCAGCCGCUCGGGCUGUACGCUCAGGCGGCCUACCCCGGUGGCGGCGGCGGCGGCCUGGCCGGGAUGCUGGCGGCGGGAGGAGGCGGCGCGGGACCCGGCCUGCACCACGCGCUUCACGAGGACGGCCACGAGGCACAGCUGGAACCGUCGCCACCACCGCACCUGGGUGCACAUGGACACGCACACGGACAUGCACACGCGGGCGGCCUGCAUGCGGCGGCCGCACACCUGCACCCGGGCGCAGGCGGUGGUGGCUCGUCGGUGGGCGAGCACUCGGACGAGGAUGCACCCAGUUCCGACGACCUGGAGCAGUUCGCCAAGCAGUUCAAGCAACGACGCAUCAAGCUGGGCUUCACCCAGGCCGACGUGGGACUGGCGCUGGGCACCCUCUACGGUAAUGUGUUCUCGCAGACCACCAUCUGCCGCUUCGAGGCCCUGCAGCUGAGCUUCAAGAACAUGUGCAAGCUUAAGCCGCUGCUCAACAAGUGGCUGGAGGAGACCGACUCGUCCAGCGGCAGCCCCACCAACCUGGACAAGAUCGCGGCGCAGGGCCGCAAGCGCAAGAAGCGCACGUCCAUUGAGGUGGGUGUCAAAGGCGCGCUAGAGAGCCACUUUCUCAAGUGUCCCAAGCCGUCUGCGCACGAGAUCACCGGCCUGGCCGACAGCCUGCAACUGGAGAAGGAGGUGGUGCGUGUCUGGUUCUGCAACCGGCGGCAGAAGGAGAAGCGCAUGACCCCCGCGGCCGGCGCGGGCCACCCGCCCAUGGACGACGUUUAUGCGCCUGGGGAGCUGGGGCCUGGCGGGGGCAGCGCGUCGCCACCCUCUGCGCCCCCGCCGCCCCCGCCGGCCGCGCUGCACCACCAUCACCACCACACACUGCCCGGCUCCGUGCAGUGA